Erigeron canadensis is the source of this 1215-nucleotide messenger RNA. RefSeq names its product probable NAD(P)H dehydrogenase (quinone) FQR1-like 1. The transcript is spliced from 2 exons. The record is from RefSeq and is a predicted model, not a curated record. Lineage: Eukaryota; Viridiplantae; Streptophyta; Magnoliopsida; Asterales; Asteraceae. Bases 125 to 907 code for a protein of 260 amino acids. Gene Ontology annotation, molecular function: NAD(P)H dehydrogenase (quinone) activity; FMN binding.
AGUCCACAAUCAUAACAAAUUACUAUCAAAUAUUCCACACUUCCAUCCCCACCAGCUAUCUUCUCAAUUUUCAGGUCAAACCCCAUAGUCAUUUCUCCAAUUUCUUCAUAUCAUUUUCAAAUUAAUGGGUAAAGGAGGUGGUUGUUUUCCUAGCAAAAACAAACCACCCGAACCGGAUCAGAAUCCAGAAAAUCCCAAUCCGAAUUCUGAUCCGGUUCCGGUAGUUACCAACACACACAACACCCCAUAUCCAUCCAUAACAACAACAACACUGAACCCCGAAACCAAGAAGUUAAAAAUCUUUAUAGUCUUUUAUUCAAUGUACGGACAUGUUGAAAGCCUGGCAAGGAAUAUUAAAAAAGGAGUAGACGAAAUAGAUGGAGUUGAAGGUGUUCUGUUUCGAGUACCCGAAACAUUGUCACAAGAGACAUUGUUGGCAAUGAAAGUGCCCAUGAAAAGUGAUGAUGAUAUUAAAGAGAUAUUGGAUGCUGAGGAAUUGUUGGAAGCUGAUGGAUUGUUGUUCGGGUUUCCGACAAGGUAUGGGACUAUGUCGGCCCAAAUGAAGGCGUUUUUCGACACGACGGGUGGGUUGUGGAAAGAACAGAAGUUGGCUGGAAUUCCGGCUGGGUUUUUUGUUAGUACUGGGACACAAGGUGGCGGCCAAGAAACAACUGCAUGGACAGCAAUAACACAACUAGCACAUCAUGGAAUGAUAUAUGUUCCAAUUGGAUACACAUUUGGAGCCGGAAUGUUCAAAAUGGACUCAAUUCGAGGUGGCUCUCCGUAUGGAGCCGGUGUAUAUUCAGGUGAUGGCACCAGAGAACCAAGCCAAACCGAACUUGAACUUGCACUACAUCAGGGCAAGUAUAUGGCCAUGAUUGUCAAACGGUUUGGACCAGCCCAAUAAAAACAAAUGGGCUAGUCAGCAUUCAAAAGAAGAUAUAUGUGAUAAAAGUGUAGAACACAAAUUGAUAUAUACCAGCAAUAUACAACUUUCAAUAUAAAAGGUAUACAAAUAAAAAAUUAUGAGAUUUAUUGGAUUAUUACUAUAGAAAUAUGUGAAACCUAUUAUUAUCUCCAUUUAUUCUUCUUUCCAUUUGUUCAUUUGUAUUGUGUGUUGACAAGGAAGAAAAAGAAUUUUCAUAUACUAUUUUAUUAAUUUUAUCCAUGAUUUUGUUCUAGUAAAGUGGUUAUAUAAUAUGUUUGUAUUGUGCU